GAGCCAUCCGUAUUGCACUGAAGAUGAUUAAUAGCCUGCAACAACAUAAUCAUUGCAACAACAAGUAGGCCAAAACAGCACGCCUACUGUCAGACGUGGUCAAUAUUUUGCCUCAGAUUGUGUUCGCAAUGUACAAGUCUUAAUGUACACAUCACAUUAUGUAUGACAACAAUGCACAAUAUUUUGAAAGUAAAUAAUCGGUUUCACGGCAAAUAUGCACCUUGACCUGUCACGUGACGCGAAAAGCUAAAGAUUUCCUAACUGGUUUGGGAAAAAAACUGAAGAAAAAUGAAGUUUUUACAUCUAUUCGGACGGUUAAAGUCAAUAGUAAUUGGCAUGGUGCACGUCAAAGCCUUACCAGGCACGCCGUUGGGGAGAUCUACGAUUUCGGAGAUAAUUGACUGCGCGUGCCGUGAAGCUGAGAUAUACAGCGACGCAGGACUUGAUGGGCUGAUCAUUGAGAACAUGCACGAUAUCCCCUACACGCUGACCACGGGGCCGGAGGUGUGUGCCUGCAUGACGGCCGUGUGCUCCGCCGUGAGGCAGUCGUGUCCCUCUCUCCCCCUCGGGGUUCAGAUCCUAACUGCGGCGAACCGCCAAGCUCUGGCCGUCGCUCUGGCCUCAGGUCUUGACUUCGUCCGUGCGGAGGGGUUCGUGUUUGCGCACGUCGCAGACGAAGGCCUCUUGAACGCGUGCGCCGGCGACCUCUUGCGGUACCGGAGGGAGAUUGGAGCGGAGCGCGUCCAGAUUUUCACCGACGUCAAAAAAAAGCACAGUUCCCACGCCCUGACGUCUGACGUGAGCGUGGUGGAGACGGCGAGGGCGGCCGAGUUCUUCCUCUCCGACGGAGUCAUCCUCACCGGGACCGCCACGGGCAUGGAGGCCGAUCCGCAUGAGCUCAGAGAAGUGGGACAGUCUGUAAGAAUCCCAGUCCUCAUUGGCUCAGGAGUAACCCAUGGUAACCUGGAGCACUACCUCGAUGCAAGCGCGAUGAUCAUUGGCUCCCAUUUCAAGACCGGAGGCUACUGGGCCAAUCCGGUGGAUCCCGAGCGGGUGAAAAGGUUCAUGGGAAAGAUGCAUGAGCUGAGACUCUAAGAAGCUGUGUAAUCCAAAUUUUGCGUUACACUCUACACCUCUGGUGAAAAUUCUAGCUAAGAUCAGCUGGGGUUCUUAGCUAGUUUAAUAUGGUUUAAGCUGUGGUUUUGACACCUCUAGCUAGACAUAGCAGGGCUGUGGCUGGUCAAAGCUGAUUAAGCUGGUAGUGCUUGACUAGUUGUCUAUAUAGGCUGGUGAACAGCUGGUUGAAGGUGUCAAAAACCGAUCAAGCCAUCUUGACCAGGCUAGUUUUAGCUGGAGUUUUCACCAGGGGCUAUAGAAUAGUAUAGAAUGACUUGCAGCGUAAUUACAGUCUGCUUGUUUUGAACAUAAUGGCAUUUCCGUAGUAACUCAAAUUCAAGUGAAAAUACACUAAUGAGCCAAAUCAUUAUGACCUAAUAUGCUGUUAGUCCUCAACGUGCCACCAAAACAUCUCUGACCUGCUGAGGCAUGGACUGUCCAAGACCUCUGAAGGUGCCCUGUGGUCUCUGGCACCAAGACGUUUGCAGCAGAUCCUGUAAGUCCUGUAAGUUGCGAGGUGGAGCAGCCAGGGAUCUGACUUGUCGUUCCAGCACGUCCCACGGACGCUCGAUUGGACUGAGAUCUGGGGAAUUCGGAGCUCCAGGGCAGCACCGUGAAUUUUCAUCAUGUUCCUCGAACCGUUCCGGAACGGUCUGUGCAGUGUGGCAGGGAGCAUUAGCCUGCUGCAAGAGGCCACUGCUAUCGGGGAAUACCGGUGAACCUGUGAAGGGGUGUACCAGGUCUGCAACCAUGUUUUCAGGGAGGUGGCACGUGUCAAGGCGGCACGGAUGGUGCAGUGGGUCGCACUGCCGCCUCACAGCAAGGAGGUCCUGGGUUGGAAUCCCGGUCGGCCGGGGCCUCUCUGUGUGGAGUUUGCAUGUUCUUCCCGUGUCUGCGUGGGUUUCCUCCGGGUACUCCGGUUUCCUCCCACAGUCCAUGCAGGUUAGGCUGAUUGGAGAGUCUAAAUUUCCCAUAGGUAUGAGUGUGUGAGUGAAUGGUGUGUGUGCCCUGCGAUGGACUGGCGACCUGUCCAGGGUGUAUUCCUGCCUUUCCCCCAAUGUAUGCUGGGAUAGGCUCCAGCCCCCCUGCGACCCUGUUCAGGAUAAGUUGGUUAAGAUAAUGGAUGGAUGGAUGGAUGGAUGGGCACGUGUCAAAUUUAUGUCUGCCCAUUUCUCCUACAUCCAACACGUCGACUACGAGAGCCGACUGUUUGCCUACCUCCCCGAACCUUCACAUUUGCCAUUGUUAUGAGAUAAUCAACGUUAUUUGCUUCGUCUGACUGGUCAUAAUGCUUUGGCUCAUUGGUGUAUAAUAACUGUCAUUCUAAGAAAGGCUAAUGAUUGUAUGAUUUCUGUAACUACUCAACGCAUACAUAAUAUUUGAACUGAUUCUAUUAAACAAAUCACAUUUACUUGUUUAAA
Messenger RNA from Conger conger (European conger), 2537 nucleotides. RefSeq lists its product as uncharacterized. The transcript is spliced from 6 exons. The coding region runs from base 289 to 1095 and encodes 268 amino acids. Lineage: Eukaryota; Metazoa; Chordata; Actinopteri; Anguilliformes; Congridae. The record is from RefSeq and is a predicted model, not a curated record.